Messenger RNA from Paraphaeosphaeria sporulosa, 1713 nucleotides. RefSeq names its product cytochrome P450. Gene Ontology annotation, molecular function: heme binding; oxidoreductase activity, acting on paired donors, with incorporation or reduction of molecular oxygen; iron ion binding. The transcript is spliced from 3 exons. The record is from RefSeq and is a predicted model, not a curated record. NCBI's taxonomy places the organism in Eukaryota, Fungi, Ascomycota, Dothideomycetes, Pleosporales, Didymosphaeriaceae. Bases 41 to 1636 code for a protein of 531 amino acids.
CGACAACAACAUUUUGCGUCGAUUUGCGGUAACGUGCAGUAUGCCUUCUAUUUCUGCAAGCAUCGCCGUCAUCGGUGCAGCGGUCGCUGUCGUCUACAUUGCGCUACAGUGGCAGCUGCGCGCGACUCAAGACCCGCGCGAGCCCCCCGCCAUCGAAACAUCAAUACCGUACAUUACACCUGCAAUUGGCCUUUCAAAGCACACUUAUUUCGCAGAUUUAAGGAAGCGAUAUGGGAAAUUCCCAAUAUCUACACUGAGGUUGCCCGGGCAAAGAAUCUACAUUAUAAAUGAUCCACAGUUGAUCAGCGUCGUCCAGCGACAAUAUAAAGUCCUCAGUUUUCAGUCUGUUGAAGAUCGCAUGUCGCACAAAAUGUUCAACAUCAGUCCUUUAACAAAGCAACUUCAGAAGGCCGAAGCUGACGCUUGGCGUACUGGGCCUGCCCACGUACCGAGUCCUGCGCACGCGCAAUUCAAACCUUUGGCGCCUGGAAAGGAUCUGGACGACAUGAAUCGUAUUAUGCUCAAAUCAUUGGAAGAAAGCAUGGAUGAUUGGGUGCCUCAGGACUCACAGUCGCGCAGAACGCAGCUCUUUGAGUGGGUUAAAGAGGUCCUUGUUGUCCCAACGACGAAUGGUGUUUACGGCCCGGAAAACCUUCUUCGUGAUCCUGUUGCUCGCACGAAAUACUGGGCCUUCUUCGAUGGAAUACCUACGAUGAUCAAGGGAGGAGGCUUCCUCGUCAAGGACAGCGUUGCGGCAAUUGAGUUCCUUUCUUCCACUUGGGCCAGAAUUCUCCAGAACGGCGGCCACAAAAACCACUCCAGGUUCAUUCAGAAGCUGUUCGAGUACUACAACGAAAGGAGUUUUCCUUUGAAAGACUUUUCGCAGUUCAUUAUGGGCUCCUCUGUGGCGGUACUAGGUAACACUUUACCAACGGCGUUCUGGUUCGUCAUACAUCUCUACUCGGACCGUAAGGUGUUUGAUGCUUGUCGAGAAGAAAUCCUGGCACAGGUCGUGCACAGUACCGAUGCAGAUGGCAACCCUGUGCGAACUCUUGACAUAACGGCGCUGAAAGUCGCGUGUCCGCUCUUCCAUUCCGCAUUCAAAGAAGUCCUUCGGCUGGAAGCAGUCGGGACUGGAGUCCGUGGCGUUGAAGAAGACCACAUGCUCGAUGGCAAGUAUCUCCUGCGAAAGGACGCUCUUGUGUUUAUGCCCUUGGUGUCUCAGCAUUUCGACCAUGAGCGCUGGGGCGCUGAUGCAGAAGAGUAUUGCUACGACCGCUUCGCAGACAAGGCCCGUCCUCGGGUAAGCAACGUCUCUUUCCGCUCCUUUGGUGGAGGCACCACGUUAUGUCCCGGUCGCCAUUUUGCUACAACAGAGUUGCUUGCAUUCGCAGCGAUGCUAUUGCUACGAUUCGACAUCAUACCGAAAGACGGGAAAUGGGUCGUUCCAACCUCAUUGAACGCCGAAAUGACUACCAAUAUGCCAGCGCCCGAUUUCGAUGUCGAAGUUGAGAUCCAGAAAAGGUCAGACGAUCAAGGGAUCAAGUGGAUGUGGAAGUUGAGCGAGAGCGAACAUGCUGCAAUGCUCGGGGAUCAGGACGAGCAUGGCAACGAAAAGGCUCAGACUGACAAUUGACUGCGGGGAGCAUAAAGUCCGGCGUUUGCCAUUUCUCUGUAGAAUACAAGCACGUUCCCGCGGAAAACACAUCGGCG